AUGGAGGAAAAGCCUCUCAAAGCGAGGACCAAGUCUUUGAGUCCCAAUGACUCAGUCAAGUCAAGCUCGAAAAGUGACAUCCGGAAUCUGUGGACCAAGGCCACGCUGUCGCAGCCCAAGCUGAAUGUGCUGACGAACGUCUGUGAUGACUCUGACCAGGAGGACAGCAGCUCCAGGAGCAAGUCUGGCCAGUGGUACAGACGGAAGACCUGCCCUGAGAGAGCCUGGGAAAAACGGGAUGACAGAAAGAAAGGCAGCAUCACGCAGGGGGAACUCGAUGGCCACGCCUUGGAGCAGGAGCAGAGCCCCAGCAGCUUCCAGAAAAACCAUGUAGAAGGGGUCCAGGAUUCUGGGGAAUUGGACUCCUCGGUGUCAUCAGUCAAUGUCUUGAAGCACACGCACCACCGAGCCUACUGGGCAGAGCAGCAGGACAGGCUGCCACUGCCCCUGAUGGAACUCAUGGUGAACGAAGCUCUGGAAAUCCUCACCAAAGCCCGCCGGAGCUACCGCUCGGCCUUCGGCAAGGAUCACUUUCUGACCCAUCAGCUGCAGGGACAAAUCGAGGAUCUCGAGAAGCAGCGGAACGGGAGGCAACAAGUCCCGGAGCCCUGAGAGCACCGCCUCAGGCUCGAGUGACUGCCCACCUCCAGCCCCGGCCCGGUCCUGCGCGGAGACCCGAACACGACCCUAUGCAUGUGGAAUUUGAA
Molecule: messenger RNA, 707 nt
Organism: Myotis myotis
Lineage: Eukaryota; Metazoa; Chordata; Mammalia; Chiroptera; Vespertilionidae
Gene: CATSPERZ
Product: catsper channel auxiliary subunit zeta
Exons: 5
Coding region: 1-612 (203 amino acids)
Biological process (GO): flagellated sperm motility; sperm capacitation
Cellular component (GO): sperm principal piece; CatSper complex
Source: RefSeq, a predicted model, not a curated record